Messenger RNA from Bacillus rossius redtenbacheri, 11014 nucleotides. It is a transcript of the gene sdk, whose product is annotated as protein sidekick. The coding region runs from base 479 to 7255 and encodes 2258 amino acids. Gene Ontology annotation, biological process: cell-cell adhesion. The transcript has 36 exons. Gene Ontology annotation, molecular function: protein binding. The record is from RefSeq and is a predicted model, not a curated record. NCBI's taxonomy places the organism in Eukaryota, Metazoa, Arthropoda, Insecta, Phasmatodea, Bacillidae.
GUUUUAUUUCAGAGUAACUAACCGAGAGCAAAAAAAAGCGGGUCGCGUGUUGGGAGUGAGGUGGGGAGGAGCGUUGGCAACUGUCGAGUAAACGUUUGUAAACGCUUGCGGGAUUUUAUGUGAAUGUUCAUUGCGUGAUACGACGAGUCAUUACAAAAUCGUAAACCAUGAAACCAAAGUUUUAAAAUUAUUCCAUUAUGUUUGUGUUGAAUGUGUAUGACGCCACUGAACUUCUGUUUCCGCCAGGUAGUUUAAAAGUACAGCUGUGUAAUAACUUGUUCAACAGGUGUUUUUAAAAGUUUGGCUGCAUAACCUCCAAAUGGUAAUAUUACAACAGCAAUGCUAAAUUCGUGUGUCGUGUGUUCGCGCGUGUUGCGAUAAAUGUGGGAGUGCGCCUUUCUUCUGGAAAAUAAUAUCUCUAGCAAACUUUGAUGCAUGAAUUUUCAAAAAAAGCAUUUACAGUUCAUCCGCGUCGGAAAUGGAUGACAAGGGAAAAUUCAGGUGUGAGCUAUCAAAUAAAUCCCGGACGUAUAAAAUGUUAUGCAGAUCUUCAAGGAGAGCACAUCACGAAAAACUGGUUGUUUUCUUCCUCUUCUGUUUACUGACCGCUUCCUCCGUAGCAGACUCGCUGCAGCCGCCGCGCUUCAUCGUGGAGCCGUCCUCGGCCAGCAGCAUCGUGGCGGAGGGCGGCACCAAGAUCCUGCAGUGCCACGCGCAAGGGUUCCCGCAGCCCCGGUACAAGUGGCUGAAGGACGGCCGGGCGCUGGGCGACUUCACGCAGGACCGCUACUACAAGAUCAUCAGCACGUCGCGCGCCGACACCGGCAGCUACCAGUGCAUCGCCGAGAACGACGUGGGCUCCAUCUUCAGCAAGAAGAUCCACGUCACCGUCGCCUACAUGGGCGUGUUCCUGGACCAGUCGGAGCGCGCCGCCGAGGUGCAGGCGGGCAGAGCGGCGGUGCUGCAGCUGCCGCCCCUGGACAGCGACCCGCCGCCGCUCGUCUCCUGGAUGACCGCCGACUCCGACUCGCUGCCCUACAGCCGCAAGUUCGCGCUCACCGCCGACAACCGCCUCGUGGUGCUGGCCGCAGAGAAGGCCGACGAGAACGCCUACCGGGCGCGGGCCACCAACACGCAGCUCGGCAAGGAGGAGAACAGUGCCUUCAUCAGGCUGGUGGUGUCGGGGGCCGCGCCCCGGGAGGUGGCUCCGGAGAUCAUCGUGAAGCCCCGCGACAUGCACGUGGAGAAGGGCCAGGCCUCCGCCCAGCUGCAGUGCAUAGCCAAUGCUAAACCCCUUCACGUGCUGGAAACGCUCUGGUUCAAAGACGACAUUCUGAUCGACCACGCGGGGAUCGACUACAGCUUCGACGACCCGUGGAACCGAACGCUCUCGCUCCUCGGCACGAACACGACGCACACGGGCAGCUACAAGUGCCAGGCGCGGCUGCGGAGCGGGGAGUUCUCCCCGGUGACAGCGUCCGCCAACGUCGUCAUCCUGGAGAAGCCAUCGUUCAACACGAACCUGCGCAUAGAGACCCUGGGGGAGUACCGCAGCACUCUGUCGCUGCCGUGCGAAGUGGUCGGCGUGCCCAAGCCCAACAUCGUGUGGUUCCGCAACACGGAGCGGGUGGAGGCGAUACCAGGCAACAGGUUCUCGGUGGCGGAGGACGGCUCUCUGGAGAUAAAGAGCCUGCGCAUGGAGGACUCGGGGAUGUUCCAGUGCCUGGCGGCGAACGAGGCUGGCGAAGGCUCCAUCUACACGUGGCUCAAGGUCAAAAUAACAGACACUGCAAGAAUAGUGCGACGGUCAACACGUAAAAUUGUGAGAGUUCGCCAGCAGGGUGCUAACUCGUGGCUUUAUGACACUGGCACAUCUAAACCUGUGAUCGAAGUCCCUCCGCAGAACCUGACCGUGCUGGACGGCAAAGAUGCAACCAUUUCGUGCAGGGCCGUUGGGGCACCCACGCCCAACGUUUCCUGGACCUACCAAGACGCGGGCGCCGUGGAGCUGUCGGGACGGGUGCAGGUGCUGGAGCAGGGAGACCUGCUGCUCGCGGCCGUGCGCGAGUCUGACGUCGGCAAGUACACCUGCCUGCGCGCCAACGAGGCGGGCAACGCCUCCGCCUCCGGCUACCUCUCCGUGCUGGUGAGGACCCAGAUCAUCCAGCCGCCGGUCGACACGAGGGUGCUGCUGGGCCAGACCGCGACGCUGCAGUGCCGUGUCUCCAGCGAUCCGUCCGUGCCCUACAGGAUCUCCUGGCAGCGCAACAACGAGGACGUAGACACGAGCUCGACCCAGCGCGUCCGGAUCCAGGAGGACGGCACGCUGGAGAUCCGCGCGGUGCGGGCCUCGGACGUGGCGGACUACACCUGCGCGGUGGUGUCGCCGGGCGGCAACGAGACGCGCUCGGCGCGGCUGAGCGUGGUGGAGCUGCCCUACGCGCCGGCCAGCGUGCUGGCGUCCCGGCUGGAGUCGGUCUCCCCGCGCGCCGUCAACGUCAGCUGGACGCCGGGUUUCGACGGCAACAGCCCCCUGCUCAAGUUCAUCGUGCAGAAGAGGGAGGUGGGCGACCUAGGGGUAGUGACGGCCGCGGCGUGCCGGGCGGCAGGUCCCCUUGCAGACCCGCUGCCCAACUGGGUGACGGAGCUGAGCAACGUGUCGGCCCAGCAGCGCUGGGUGCUGCUCACCAGCCUCAAGGCCGCCACCUCCUACCAGUUCCGCGUCAGCGCCGUCAACAGCGUGGGCGAGGGCUCCGCCUCCGACUCCAGUAACAUCGUGUCCCUGCCGCAGGAGCCGCCCUCGGGCCCGCCCCUCGGGCUGGUGGGCUCCGCUCGGUCCUCGUCCGAGAUCAUCACGCAGUGGCAGCCGCCCCAGGAGGAGCUCAGGAACGGCCAGGUCCUGGGCUACGUCAUGCGCUACAAGCUCUACGGCUACGACAGCAGUCCCUGGACGUACCAGAACAUCACCAACGAGGCCCAGAGAACAUUUCUAAUCAAGGACCUCAUAACGUGGAAGGACUACAUCAUACAGAUAGCUGCAUACAACAACAUGGGAGUGGGGAUGUUCAGCGAUGGAGUGAAAAUAAAGACAAAGGAAGGAGUCCCGGAAGCCGCUCCCUCCAACGUGCGAGCGGAGCCGCUCAACUCAACGGCCGUGCAGGUGUGGUGGGAACCGCCCAACCCUCAGAAGAUCAACGGCAUCAACCAGGGCUACAAGCUGCAGGCGUGGAAGGGCGACCCGACGGAGGAGGAGGAGGCGGCGGUGACCGUCGCGGUGCCCCCCAGCCUGCUGGACCCCCUGGCGGAGCAGAGCGCGGUCGUGGCCGGCCUGGAGAAGUACACGGAGUACAACAUCACCGUGCUGUGCUUCACGGACCCCGGGGACGGCCAGCGCAGCGAGCCCGUCCCGGUCAGGACCGACGAGGACCUGCCGGGCGAGGUGGGCAGCCUGCAGUUCGACGACAUCAGCGACCGCGCGGUGAAGGUCAUCUGGACGCCCCCCAGGCAGGCGAACGGCAUCUUGCACGGCUACCAGCUCAAGUACAUGGUGAAGGACAAGCCCGAAACCAUCCGCGUCGAGAACCUCACCUCCGAAACCCUCAGCAUCUUGGUGAACAGCUUGCAGGCGACGACGCACUACAGGUUCGAGGUGAGCGCCUGGACCAGCGUGGGCGUGGGCCCUCCGCGCGUGGCGACCAUCCAGUCGGGCAUCGAGCCGGUGCUGCCCGGACCGCCCACCAAGCUGGCCGUGUCCAACAUCGAGGCCUUCUCUGUCGUGCUGCAGUUCACCCCGGGCUUCGACGGCAACUCCUCCAUCACCAAGUGGACGGUCGAGGCCCAGACGGCCCGCAACGCCACGUGGGUCCCCGUGGCGGAGGUCUCCGACCCGGACGCCACCACGCUGACGGUGACGGGGCUGGUGCCCUUCACGCUGUACAAGCUGCGCAUCACCGCCAGCAACGUGGUGGGGGCGUCCGGCCCCUCGGAGCCCACCAAGGAGUUCCAGACCAUCCAGGCCCCGCCCGCCCACCCGCCCCGCAACGUCACCGUGCGCGCCAUGAGCGCCACCGAGCUGCGCGUCCGCUGGAUCCCCCUGCAGCAAGUGGAGUGGUUCGGGAACCCGCGGGGCUACAACAUCUCGUACCGGGAGGUGGGCAAGGCCCAGACGCACUGCGUGAAGAUCGAGGACCACACGGCCAACUCCCACGUGCUGGAGAGGCUGGAGGAGUUCGCGCAGUACGAGAUCCUGAUGCAGGCGUUCAACGACGUGGGCAGCUCCGCGCACAGCCCUGUGGCCGUGGAGCGCACGCGCGAGUCUGUGCCAUCCUUCGGGCCGAUGAACGUUGAGGCGAAUGCCACGUCGUCCACGACCAUCGUUGUCAAGUGGGGAGACGUGCCGAGGGAGCACCAGAACGGUAUCAUCGAGGGCUACAAGGUGUACUACGGAUCUCACGCCCGGGCGUUCCAGUACAAGAACAUUCCGAACAACAAGUCGUUCACGACCACGCUGACAGAGUUGCGGAAGUUUGUGCAGUACCACAUCCAGGUCCUGGCAUGCACAAGACUUGGGGAUGGAGCGCUCAGCACGCCGCCUGUGUCUGUGCAGACCUUCGAAGAUGCUCCUGGUCCUCCCUCAAACGUUUCCUUCCCGGAUGUAUCCCUGUCCAUGGCGAGGAUAAUCUGGGAUGUCCCGGAGGAGCCUAAUGGGGAAAUACUGGCUUACAAGGUGACGUACCACCUGCAAGGCAGCAGCAACCUCAACUACACCAGGGAGUUCCCUCCGUCAGACCGGACCUACAGGGUGACGGGGCUGCAGGCGGAGCAGUACUACAUGUUCUCGGUGACGGCGCAGACGCGCACGGGCUGGGGCAAGACGGCCCACGCCCUGGUGUUCACCACCAGCAACAGGGAGCGGCCCCAGCCACCGUCCGCCCCGCAGGUCAGCCGCAGCCAGGUGCAGAGCGAACAGAUCACCUUCUCGUGGACUCCGGGCCGCGACGGCUUCGCCCCGCUCAGGUACUACACGGUGCAGUACUCCAGGAACUCGGGGCCGUGGCAGACGGUGCCGGAGCGGGUGGACCCCCAGGUGACCUCGUACACGGUGACCGAGCUGAAGCCCUUCACGGCGUACCAGUUCCGCAUCCAGGCGACCAACGACAUCGGCCCCAGCGGCUGGAGUGCGGAGUCGGGCGCCGUGCAGACGCUCCCGGCCGCCCCCAGCAAGAGCGUGUCGAGCGUGAAGGUGGUGCCCAUCACCACGAACAGCGUGAAGGUGCAGUGGGAGCCGGUGGAGACGGCCUACUGGAACGGGGACUUCGAGACGGGCGGCUACCAGAUAGUGUACCAGCCGGUGUCGGACUACCCCACGGCGCUGCAGGCCACGCCCAAGAAGCUCGUGCCAGGCAUCACGGUGGACCAGGUGGUGCUGAGCGACCUGUCGGUGGACCGCAACUACGAGAUCGUGGUGGUGCCCUACAACUCGCAGGGCGGCGGGCCGGCCAGCCCGCCCGUCACCGUGUACGUGGGGGAGGCCGUGCCCACGGGACGGCCGCGCGACGUGCUGGCGGAGGCCGUGUCCCCCACCGAGGUGCGUCUGCGCUGGAGGGCCCCGCGCCAGAACCAGCAGAACGGCGACCUGCUGGGCUACAAGAUUUUCUACCUGAUGACGGAAACUUCGCAGGACCUGGAGGAGAGGAAGAUCGAGGAAGAGCUGGAGGUGGUUCCGGCAUCGUACAACUCCCACAGCCUGGUGUUCCUGGACAAGUUCACGGAGUACAGGAUAGAGAUACUGGCCUUCAACCCGGCCGGCGACGGGCCCCGGUCCUCCCCGGUGACCGUCAAGACAUUCCAGGGUGUGCCUGGACCACCAAGAAAUCUCAGUUUCUCUGAAAUCACAAUGAGCGGUCUGAAAGUAUCCUGGGAUCCUCCGAAAAAAAGGAAUGGUGAAAUAAUUGGCUAUGUAGUCACUUACGAAACAGCAAAACAAAAUGAAAGCUUCAGCAAGCAGGUGAAGCAGAAGGUGUCGGACACGAGCCUGCUGGUGCAGUCCCUGGAGGAGGAGGUCACCUACACCUUCCACGUGCGGGCCCAGACCAUCGACCUGGGCCCCUCGGUGUCGGGGAACGUCACCACGGGGCCCCAGGACGGCUCCCCCAUGCGCCCCAAGGAGCUCACCAUCCUCCCCUCGGAGUCCAUGUCCAGCGUGGACCUGCACUGGAUCAACGGGCCGUCCGGCCAGGGCCCCAUCCUCGGCUACUACGUGCAGAGCCAGAAGAAAGCUGAUGACAAGAGAUGGCAGACGAUCACGAAGACCAGCAACGGCCCCCUGCAGGACUUCACCAUCUCCUACCAGAACUUGCUGCCGUCCACGUCUUACACGUUCAGAGUCAUCGCGUACAACAAGUACGGCAUCAGCUACCCUGCUUUGGCAGACAAGCCGGUUAUAACUCCUUCCAAGCUGUACCUGGAGUAUGGCUAUCUGCAGCAGAAGCCAUUUUACCGCCAAACGUGGUUCAUGGUUUCCCUCGCGGCUGCGUCCAUCAUCAUAAUCAUCAUGAUAAUUGCUGUCCUCUGUGUCAAGAGCAAAAGCUAUAAAUACAAACAGGAGGCCCAGAAGGUGCUGGAGGAGUCGAUGGCGAUGGACGUGGACGACCGCCAGGACCUGGGGCUGUACCGCUCGCACCGCCUCAACGCGACCAUGAGCGCGGGCGGCUGCGGCACGCUGGGCAAGCGGGGCACGCUGGGCCGCAAGUCCCUCCACCAGCCCCCGGGGCCGCCCAUGCUCGGCAAGUCCCCGCCGCGGCCCUCGCCGGCCUCCGUCGCGUACCACAGCGACGAGGAGAGCCUCAAGGGCUACGACGAGAACCCCGACGACAGCAGCGUCACGGAGAAGCAGUCCGAGAUCAGCUCCACCGACUCGCAGGGCUCGGAGAGCGAGAACGACAGCGUGCGCUCGGACCCGCACUCGUUCGUGAACCACUACGCCAACAUCAACGACUCGCUGCGGCAGUCCUGGGAGAAGCAGAAGCCGGUGCGCAACUACUCGAGCUACACGGACUCGGAGCCGGAGGGCAGCACCGUCAUGAGCCUCAACGGGGGCCAGAUCGUCAUGAACAACAUGGCGCGGUCGCGCGCCCCCGCUGCCCGGCUUCUCGUCGUUCGUGUGACGCCCCCGACCCCCCGCGUGUUUCAUUCCCGCGCUCAGCUGCGAGGCGGCGAGACAGCUGUCGAUGGACCAAAUGUAAAGCAAAAGUAGAACAUGUGGGGCAUAUUUUUCCAGUCUACUUUUGUGUGCCAGUCUGUGAUAAUUUUCAUUUAUUUUUUUUAUUUUGUAGUCGUGUUUACGUCUUGUAUGACGAACAUCCAUCACAAUUUUAAAUAUCGACAAUUAAGACGUGAGCAUUUAAAAUGGACCUCUUGAUUGUAUGAUAUUCAGUUGCAGAACGAAUUUCACCAUCCAGGCUGCUUUAAUUAAUUUAGUUAUGUUAAUAUUAUCAUUGGAUCUCUGUUAGCUUUUUAAUGUUUUGUUAUGUGAAAUUGAAAGAAAACUAAAACUCUAGAACAACCAGUCAAGUAUGUACACUGAAUAGAUGAUUCGAUAAAGUAAUAUUGCAAAGUAUUUUAGAAUUUGUAUAAAAAAAAAAUAAACUCGCUGAUGCUUCCAUGAAUUAUUUCUUUGUAAUUAAAUAUGUCUAAAAGUUUGAUUAGUUUCUGAGAAAUGUACAUUUUUAGCUCUGUCAAUCGCGACUUAUUGCUCCUUUUUUAUAGAGUUAAUCAUGAAAGCAUUGGUGUGUGAAUAUGUGUUUGAGUACAGGGUUUAACAUAUCAGAAGUGAGUUUGCUGUUUUGGUAGAUCAUCAGUGUUUGUUUUUACUGUUAGCUUAUUUUCAUUUCAAGAGAGCCUAACAAUUUUUAUUACAAGUAAUUAAUGUGCGAAAUUAAUAAUCCUAUACAUACAAAAUAUUUACAUCAUGGUGCAUAUGUUGAUGCUGUUACGUAGUAGACUCAUUUUUGAUUGUCGUUGUAACUUCAUCUGGAUGGUAAAUGCAUACAAGUAUAAAUUAUACCUUCAGAUACUUUAAAGUGUACAUAAUGAAAAGAAUGUCUCCUUCCUAUUUCCAUAAUGUACCUACCACAUUUUUUUGUCUCCAAAGGAUGGAAUAAUCAUCAAUUGGUUAUUAAUUUUAAUAAGUAGUGACUGAUUUGUGACUGGUGUGUUGAUGAAUCAUGUUUUUUUUUGUAUGGGAAAAGAUACAUUAUAUAAUCAGUUGAAUGCUUAGUUAAUGUGUCUAUUAUAGAAUGUGAUUAUAAUUAGUAAACUUGAUUCAAUAAAUUGUGCAAUAAUUGGUUUAUUACUAAAACUAUGUUAAUACUGAGAGCAAAAAUUAUGGACACCCUAUUUUGAAAGAAAUUAAUACAGUUAUACUAUUGUCGUGCAUGCCACAGUCUGACGUAACGUAACGAGUAGAGACUAGAGUUUAUGUUUUUAUUUUCAUGCCAAUUUCGUUUUUAAAAUAGGAGUUUCAGGUGUUUAUUAGUAUUGGUUUUAUUUUCUGUGAAAUUGGUUUACUAAAAAGAUAGCAUAUUACUGAAUAAAUAUGAUGUAUUAAUGUUCCAUGGUACUUAUUUCUCCAAAACAGUGUCAUUUUGACUGAUACAUAAUGCACUUUCAAAAUAUAAUGAAUUGUAAUAGCAUUUCUAACUAUUUGGAACAAAUAAAAUAAAUCUUUUGAAAAAUGUACUAAUGUCGUAAUAUAAAUAUUAAUAACUAAUAACAGUUGCAAGAGUAAAAGGAAGUAAACAUUAUACAAUUUUUUUUUCAUAAAUUAUGGUUCAAACUUCAUGCUAAAUAAAUUAUGUACUUUCAUAUUUAAAAGAUUAAUUAUUUGUCAUUAGAGUUGAGUUUUGAUUGAAAAUGAUUAGUUUCAUGAUUUUAAUUGCAUUUUUUUUUCUUUUUAGUGUAUUAAUUUAAGUUUUGGUGUUGUUGUACUGACAUUCUUUUCAAUGAUAUUUUGGCAUUCACCAUAUGAUCUUAUCCCUAGUAAUGAGGCUUAAAACAAUUAAAGUUGUUUAAGACAUUUAGAUUGCAAUUUAACAGUUUUACCAUCUGGUGAAAAGAGCAGGAUUGUGCAGUUAGUCUGUAAUGCAGAACUAAUACCCUGCUUUUAUUUUACAGUAAACGUUUGACUUCCAUGCAAGACUCUCACAUUUGUAAAAUUACAACGUGGGAAAUAAAAGCAAGUGGUUGUACAUGUGUGAAUGCUGUACACUUACGUAUACGUGCAGCACCGCUAAUUGCUCCGUAGUUGAUGGCGGUACCCGUGCUGGUUCAGAACUAUGUCUUGAUACGAACCACGCACAGGAUGCUGUGCAGUGAUGUGUGAGCACGGCUGUUUCAGGCGAGCGCGAGUCGUUAUUCAGCAGAAAGCGUGAAAGUGCACUUCUUGUGCCUACGUUAAACUGUUCGAUGAGUGUUCUGAGUUCAGUGCGUUUUGAAGAAUCAGUUUUGACGUGAUAACAUCUUAUAAAUCGACCCCUUUUUUUGUAGCCAAAUUGCUUUCUUUAUUUCCCAUCACAAGUGUUUUAAAGAAGUAUAUUCUAGUGAGUGAUUUGGCAGAUAUUAAAAAUCUUAUUAUUAAUGAAAUAUUUAUUAUUCUCUGACACCAUUAUCACAAAUACACUGAAUCAAAAUUCCCACAAGGUACUAUGUUUAUUUUAGAUGUUGUAUAAUUUUGUAGCUGUGCUGCGCACAAAAAAAUUACAUUUGUAUUAUGAUUAUGAGUUGCAUGGCUUAAUGUGAAGUUACAGUAAAAACCUAAAAACUCUUUUUAAAUUUCUGAAAAAUUCAUGAAUAGAACGUAAUUAUGAGUGCAGAAAAAUGCAAAUAAAAAGUGAUGGAAUAUUUUUGCAUCAACCUUGUAUAGUGCCACAAUAAUUACAUUUUUUAAAAAAAAAGACAGGUGUAAAAUCUGGGUAUGUAAAAAAAGGUUUCUACUGUUUGUUUUAUUGUGUAUUCACUACCAAUAUCUGUUUCAAUCUGUUUUGUAUUUUAUAUUCCAUUCAUUUAAAUUGAGAAUUUUUGUUGUUGUUUAUUUUAUGUACUCCAUGUCUUAUUCUAUCUUCCACACAUUCCAAGUGAUAAACAAUUGUUGGAAAAAUUUAUGGUAGUAUCUAUAUGUUGAAUGCUUUUGUUAGAUCUCCACUACUUAUAAUUAUGGUGACGUUGGAUCAGAUAGUGUUGGAUUUAAUCUUUUCAGUUAAACCACAUUCAGUUUGAUUAGUCAGUUUUAUGACUACGUAAAUAAUUAAUGAAGAUUGGAUUGUUGGUUUGUUACGUAAUAUUUUAAACUCUGUUGGUAGCUUACGGAAAAUCUUUUAAAAAGUUUUCUAUUGAAACAUUAAUAAUAUCUAACGGUUAAAGAGUAUAAAUAUCGUGAAAUAUAACAAUGUUGUAAAAUAAUUGAGGCUUCCACUUGGUACAAAAGAAAAUAUUUUAAUUUUAUCUUAUUAAAUUGUGCAUCUCUAAUAAGUUUAUUUUUGCAUUACUUGCUUGCCUGGCUACCAGCUGUAAUGCGGAGUGAGGUGGUGGCAGCAGUGGCCAGAGAUGCGGCCAUUCUCGCCCCUGUUCAACUCUGGCGGGAACAUGUAAUACCGUUCAAGUUUCUGUUAAGUGUGUGGAUUAACUGAAAGUGUGAAAUCCACAAAUCUGACGCAGUGUAAGAUUUUUUAAGUUUUUAAAAUAAAGUUUAAAAUAAAAAUUAUGUAUGGAUUAUGCUGUGUGUGAAAAUGUUAAAUUUGGCGAGCUCUUUUAAGUAUUGUGUAGUCACGUGACUUACCAAAGUGUGUUUCUGAUGCAAGUGUGUUAGCGCUCUGCGCCACUGAUUGGAGGCGCAGUUUAUAUUUUGUAAUUAUUCAAAUGAACUAUGAAGUAGAAUUGUGAUUUGUACAGAGUUUUGUCUCUUGGGGGAUCAUCACUGCCAAGUUUUGACUGUAAUAAAACAGCUUUAAGUAUGAAA